UGGGGGAGGGUUGGUCUUGCCCUGGCUGAGAGUUCGGUGACCUGGACCUGUAUACUGGAUAAAUUCUGCUGGAAGAUGGAACACGGCAGGUUUCUGGCUUUUCUGUUAGUGGCUUCCAUUCUCUCUCAAGUGAACUCCUGUCUGAUAAAUGUUGAAGAAAUUGAGGACAAAGUGUUUUUGAUUUCCAAUACCACCCUCAGAACUAUAAAGGGAACAAAAAUUUCUUUAAAAAACGAUAAUGUCAAUAAUGGGGACUUGGGGAGAUGGACCCUGGACCCACAAGGAAUGUAUGAGUGCAAUAAGACAGAUGGAAAGGGAUCGUCUACUCUUCAAAUUUAUUUUCGAAUGUGCCAGAACUGUGUAGAGCUGGACUCAGCCACCCUGGCUGGCUUAGUUGUCAGUGAUAUCAUUGCCACUUUGCUCCUUGCUUUGGGAGUCUACUGCUUUGCUGGACAUGAGACUGGGAGGCGAGUCUCCAGCGCUGCUGACACUCAAGGGCUGAUGAAGAAUGACCAGCUUUAUCAGCCCCUUGGAGAUCGGAAAAAUGACCAGUACAGUAGUCUUGGUGAAAACUGGCAGCAGAAGAAGUGAACCUGGAACUGGUCGAUUCAGGCACCUUGUUGUGAGAUGUGUCUUCUCCCCUGGAUCAGCUAAUCAAGACAUCCACUUUUCCCCAGCAGGUGUACAGACUGUACAAGACUCCUGGGUAAAGCCUGGGAGUUAUCCUGACUUGGCUGAGCUCUUGCCCUCCCCGCUCAGCUGUGUCCUCCCUUCCUUCGUCACUUCCUUCCCUCUGUUCCCAUGGAUGGUGAGGUGGAGGGUGGUUCCCCCACCAGGUCCUGGUCCACUGAUGUUUCUGUCCUCCUGGGUUUUUCAGGCACAGUAACUGCCCCACUCCACUGCCGCAGAUCUUGUUGCUUCCAGUCCUCUCUCAUAAACCUUCCAGAGUUUUGGUUUCCUCGCUGCUGCUGCUGCUGAGGGUGGGGUGCUGUGUUCAGGGGCCCAGCCACACACAAGUUCCAUGACAUCAUGAGCGGAGGUGGUAGAGACUUCAAGGGCCCUUGAACUUCUCAUCCAGGCUUGGCGAGCAUGUUUGACAAAGUCUCAGUCUUGUCUCAUCUUCUCUUCUUUCCUCCUUUCCUUUUUUUUUUUUUUUUUCCCUUUCUGCCAUAGGUUUUUAUGUUCUUGUUCAACUUCAAUUUUUUUCAAUUCAAGUAGAUAAAGUGUCAGAGACAGAUAAAGAGAUUUUACAAAUGCUCUGGCACUCUUAUAUGGUGUUAAGGCUUAAGCCCAGGCCACACACAUGACAAGGCAUGUGACUUACAUGGUGAACUAUCCCUCUGUCCCAUAGUCUUACUUCUGCUAAGGGGCUAGCUUUGAUUUUUUCACUUCCAUGAAAUAGUAGCCACUAGCUGUGAGGAGUUCUCAGCUGGGGUCCCUUCAGUAUUAUUUUCCUCAUAUAGAAGGUAUACUUCUAUUGUUCUACCACUUAUCUCCACCCCCUUCUAUCUGUCUAAUGAUCUAUCUCUGUUUAUCUCCUAUCUAUCUAUCUAUCUAUCUAUCUAUCUAUCUAUCUAUCUAUCUAUCUAUCUAUCUACCUACCUACCUAUCUACCUACCUACCAACCUACCUGUCUAAUCUGUCUUUCCCCAGAUCCUAGUUCCAUUUUUCUCCUGUCUUCUGUAAGGUAAACUGACUCCAGAAAUUCUUUUUUAGUUAAAAAUAGAUGAUCCCUCUUCAUCCAUUUGGUAAUGUUUGUACUCUACCAGGCAUGACACUGCCCAGCCCCUCCUCUUCAUCCACUUGGAAAGCUGGAAUCUGAGUCUGAGUAUGAAUUGGGGCCUGAGAUACUUUUACUUGGUGCCACCUUCAGUCAGUGAGUCAGUGAUGGUUCUGAAACUUUUGGAGGCUAAGGGAGUUAUUAAGAUAUAAAUACUUAGGUCCCAUUCUAGUCGUAUUUGAAGCGGUGACCAAAGAGAGCAGUUCAGAGAGUUUCUGGACUAAGAAGAACUGGAGUCACUUACUCUUGUGUCAUAAAUACCUCUUUCUUUCUUUUUCCUUUUUUUUUUUUCUGCCUCCAAGGUUAUUGCUGGGGCUCAGUGCCUGCACUAUGAAUCCACUGCUCCUGGAGGCUAUUUCCCCCCCUUUUGUUGCCCUUGUUGCUUAUUGUUGUUGUUGUUACUAUUAUUGUUGCUAUUGCUGUCAUUGUUGGAUAGGACAGAGAGAAAUCGAGAGAGGACAGGAAGACAGAGAGGGGGAGAGAAAGACACUUGCAGACCUGCUUCACUGCCUGUGAAGCGACUCCCCUGCAGGUGGGGAGCCGGGGUUUCUAACUGGGAUCUUGCAUGGGUCCCUGCAUUUUGUAGUAUUGUGCUUAACUGGGUGUGCUACCGCCUGGACCCCUUUUUUCCUUUUCCUUUUCUAUUUCAUUUCCUUUUUUUAAAAUUUUUUUUAAACGAGAGCUCUGCUCAGCUCUGGCUAAUAGUGGUGUAGCGAAUUGAACCUGGGACUUCAGAACCUCAGGCAUGAGAGUCUCUUUGCAUAACCAUUAUGCUAUCUACCCACCACUCCAUUUCCUUUUUCUUCCUUCCUUCUUCCCUUCCUCCUUUCUUCCUCCUUCUCCUUCUGUCCAUCCUCCUCCCCCUUCCUUCUUCUUUGUUAGAAACAGAAAAAAUGAGAAGGAAAGGGAGAUAGAGAUGGAUAGAGAAAGAGAGAUACCUGUAGCACUGUUUCCUUGCUCAUGAAACUUCCUCACUCUGCAGGUGAGGACUGGGGGCUUAAACAUGAUAACAUGUGUGUUCUACCAGGUGUGCUACCUCUUGGUCCUAAUAAAUAAAUGUUUAAGAAAAGAAUUAACAGUGCAGCCAGAGAACUAGAUGAUUUAUCUCAUUAUCUCCUCAAGAUACACAGAAGAAAUGUACAUAAUUCUUUUUUUUCGAAUUUCCAGUUUACAUAUUAUGACUCAUUCAUGCAUAUGAUUUUUUUCCUUCUCUUUCUAUCCUCCUACUGUAGUCCUCCUAGUCCUCAAUCUUAUUUUCACACUGGAUCCUCCAACAUGGACAACCCUUCCUUGGCUGGCACUAUAUUGAUUCUUUGUAUUCUUCCUGCACUCCACACACCUUCUUUUACUUUGCAUUCCUCAUAUUCUCUCCCAUAUGCUCUCACUUCCAUACCACACACCAGUUUUCAGCCCUGGUUUCCCAUUGGAAUCUCCAGGGGAGAUAAAAGUACUGAUUUCCUAAAGAUUUAAUAUCUGGGCCAUCAGGACUUUAAAAACUAUAUAAAAUGAAGUUUGGGGAGGUAGCUUAGUGUGGAGAAGAGAGUCUUUGCAUGCAUGAGGCCCCAUUUGACAUUUUCCCCAUACCCAAUACCACAUAUGCUAGAGGGGUACUCUUGUCUCUGUUUAUAAAUAAAUAAAUACAUAUUUUUGAAAAAUCAGUCUUACCGAGGCAAACUAAUAUGAAUAAGUUGUUUGUUUUCAAGGUAUAAAUCUGUUAAGUUUGGGAUACAUAUGUAUAUUUUUGAAACAUCACCACAAUCAAGAUAAUGAACUUCCAAAUGAAUAUUCUUGGAAUAUAUAAAAAACUCAAAGGGACAUUUCAUCAGGACUGGGGACAGAGUUAUGGAAAUGUAAGGACAACAGAUGAGAUGUGAAGAGCAGAAUGAUGAAGAAUAGAAUCUUAAGGAAAAGUGGCAUUGUGGUCCGGGAGGUGGCACAGUGGAUAAGGCAUCAGACUCUCAAGCAUGAGAUCCUGAGUUCAGUCCCUGGCAGCGCAUGUACCAGAGUGAUGUCUGGUUCUUUCUCUCUUCUAUGUUUCUCAUUAAUAAAUAAAUAAAAUAUUUUUAAAAAGUAGUAUUUAAGGGGCAGGUGGAGGAGGACUCAUGAAACCAAGGAAGAGUACAUUGAGCCAUCCACAUACCUGAAGAAAGGUCUGCCCUUGGAAGAUCUGUGAUCUACUUCUGGAAUUGGUCAAAGGAGAGCACUGUGACCUUUGCAGGAGUGUCUGGGGAGAAGCCAAGGAGCAAGGGCUGAGGACUGAAGGUGAAAUGAGGAAGCUGAUCUAGCUAGUGUGGACCUCUCUUUAGGGAAACUUGUCUGAGAAGGGAGAGAGGGAGGACACACUACCUGAUCACUUUUUUUUUUUUUUUAACCAUCAUAAGCUCUGGCUUGUGGUGGUGGUGGUGGUGGGGUUUUGAACCUAGGACUUUGGAACCUCAGGCAUGAGAGUCUCUUUGCCUAACCAGUAUACUAUCUAACUCCAUCUGCCUGGUCACUCUUUUAUACUUGGGAUGGUUUCUCUGUAUUUUGUCUCUUGUUUAGUGAUUUGAUAAUGGUUUACAAUAAUUUAAGAUUAUAAGGGGGGGAUUGAGUGGCAAGUUAAGUGCACAUGGCGCAAAGCGCAAGGAACGACAUAAGGAUCCUGGUUCGAGCCCCCGGCUCCCCACCUGCAGGGAGGUCGCUUCAUAAGCGGUGAAGCAGAUAUGGAGGUAUCAAUCUUUCUCUCCACCCUGUCUUCCCCUUCUUUCUUCAUUUCUUUCUGUCUUAUCCAACAACAAUGACAUCUAUAAUGACAAUAAUAAUAACCACAACACCAAAGCACUGUUCACCUCUGGUUUACAGUGGUCCAAGGGAUUGAGCUUGGAGCUUUGAAACCUCAGGUUUGAGAGUCUCUUUGCAUAAACAUUAUGCAGUUGGAUUCCUUUUGGUAAAUGGCAUAUUCUGUAAACAGUGAAGUGAAGAUUACAUUGCAUUAUGAAUUCUGACUGCUCAAGAAGAGUACAAUGUAAAGUUUCAAGAUGCUUAGUUUAUAUAUCUGCAUUGAAAUUUCAAACAUAGGGCAAAGUAUGUUUAUAAUAUUAUGGUGGUUAUCCAGGGGGGAACAUGAAUUUCAGGGUGAGGAAGUACAGAAAUGUGGCAGUAGUCAUGGUUUGAAACUACAGCCUUGCAAUCUUAUGAUCUUGUAAACCAUUAUUGUAACAUAAAUGAGAAAUAAAAUUAAAUAAAACCAACAAAACCAACCACGGUGGUCAGCAAACUUAUUAAAUAUUUCCUUCUUUAAAAAGAGUGCUGGGGCAGGGGUAGGUAGCAUAAAAUUAUGCAAAGAGCAUCUCUUUCCUGAAGCUCCAAAGUUCCAGAUCAAUCCCCACACACUAUUAUAAACUAGAGCUGAGAAUUAUACUGGUAAACAAACAAACAAAAAACCCACAUUUCAGUCAUGUAGAAUUGAUAAGCCAACAUAAAAUCUUUGAACAAAUAUAUAAAUAUCUAUACUAGAAUGUGUUGACAUUAAAUUGGUAACUGAUAUAUAGCUGCACUAAAAUAAUAGUAAUAAUAAUAGCAACAACAAUGAUAAAACAACAAGGGUAACAAAAAGAAAAAAUAGCCUCCAGGAGCAGUGGAUUCCUGGUGCAGGCACUGAGCCUCAGCAAUAACUCUGGAGACAAAAAAAAUAUAUAUAUUAUAAGCGUGUAGCUCCACAACUAUACCAAUCACAGAAUGUCCUGUCCUCCACUCCA
Molecule: messenger RNA, 5517 nt
Organism: Erinaceus europaeus (western European hedgehog)
Lineage: Eukaryota; Metazoa; Chordata; Mammalia; Eulipotyphla; Erinaceidae
Product: T-cell surface glycoprotein CD3 delta chain
Exons: 5
Coding region: 76-591 (171 amino acids)
Biological process (GO): cell surface receptor signaling pathway; positive thymic T cell selection
Cellular component (GO): membrane; external side of plasma membrane; alpha-beta T cell receptor complex
Molecular function (GO): transmembrane signaling receptor activity
Source: RefSeq, a predicted model, not a curated record